AUGUCUCGGCCUGGUCGGCCAAGCCGUCAAGGAGCAAAAAGAAACAAAAAUCAGUUACUGUCUUGCUUUCGAUUGGAAAAAAAAGGGUUACUUUCUUGCUUGGAGAAGCAACUCCCUGGACUAAGCAGGAAGAGGGCUGAAUUAGCUAGAGGAAUUUUAUUGUCUAUCCCUUCCAUUUUGACGUGUGUGAAAGACUUUCGCAAACUGUGGGAUUUUGAUGAUUUUAAAAAAUUUAUUUGCCUGCAAAAGUUGACAAUAUCAUGGGGAGGAUGCUCUUUUGGAGAAGAGUUUGGAGAAGAAAGAAGAAUACUAUCAGCACUAUUCACACAAGGCCCUCUAAUACUUCCUCCCAUUUUGCAGAAACUAGACUUUCAGUGUUUCCCUGAGGCAAGUCUAACCAAUUGGUUGAGGCCUGCCGAGAGACUAAAGAAACUCUAUAUCAGAGGAGGGCUAUUAUGUGAUCUAGACCAAAUUCAGAAACGUCAAGGGGAGUGGUGGAACGUGGAGAUAUUGCGUUUGAAGUACUUGAGCAAAUUAAAGAUAGAUUGGAGCGAACUGAGGAUAUUAUUUCCCAAGUUAAUUUACUUGCAACAAGAAGAAUGCCCCAAGUUAAGUAACUCCCCGUGUGAUGAGAGGGGCGUGUGGAUGAACAUGGAGGCCAUUGAUUCGCACAUGCAGUAG
Rhododendron vialii is the source of this 681-nucleotide messenger RNA. RefSeq names its product disease resistance RPP13-like protein 4. The record is from RefSeq and is a predicted model, not a curated record. The transcript has 3 exons. Lineage: Eukaryota; Viridiplantae; Streptophyta; Magnoliopsida; Ericales; Ericaceae. Bases 1 to 681 code for a protein of 226 amino acids.